AUGUCGGACGGCAAGCGGGCAGUCGAUUCAGACAAGGUCUGGACGACCUUGAUCACCAACCUCGACUACCUCCCGGGCCUCUUGACCCUCGACGCCUCCCUCAAGAACGUCAAGUCGGCCUACCCACUCGUCGCACUUUAUACAGACUCCUUCCCGGAAGAGGGCAAGAAGGCGCUCGCUGCUCGCGGCAUUCCCCACCAGCGCAUCGCCUACCUGCUGCCCACCAAGUCGCACCGUGACUACAGUGCCGAUCCCCGCUUCUACGACUGCUGGAGCAAGCUCACGCCCUUUGGCCUGACGCAGUACACCCGCGUCGUGCAGCUCGACAGCGACAUGCUGGUCCGCCGCAACAUGGACGAGCUCAUGGACCUGCCGCUCGACGAGCCGGAACUCGCCGCCCAGGACCCUGCGCCCGCCACCAGCCGCCGCAUCUUUGCUGCUGGCCACGCCUGUGUCUGCAACCCGCUGGGCAAGACGCACUACCCCCGCGACUGGGUGCCGGCCAACUGCGCCUUCACCUUGCAGCACGCCGACCCGGCCAAGGCCCAGACCGAGGGCGCCGACCCGGACCCGGCGCUGCCCAACCAGCCGUUCGGCGUCGAGCUCAUCAACGGUGGCCUGCAGGUCGUCGUGCCCAACAAGGUCUUGUUUGAGCGGAUCGUGUCGUUCAUGGACGAAAACGCCGCCGACCUCGACUUUGCCGACCAGAGCCUGCUGUCGACGCUCUUCCGCGGCCGCUGGGUGUCGCUGCCCUACACGUACAACGCCCUCAAGACGCUGCGCUGGCCCGGCGUGCACGACGCCAUCUGGCAGGACGACGCCGUCAAGAACAUCCACUACAUCCUGACGCCCAACCCGUGGGACGAGCUGGACCGCAGCGCGCCGGGACAGCCGCUCAAGGCCGGCCUCACACAGGACCCCCGGAACGUGGAGUCGCACGGCUGGUGGGCGGAGGCGCACCGGGCGCGCAAGGCGGCGGAGGCGGCGGCCGGGAUCGAGGACGAGUGGUAG
This is a messenger RNA of Sporothrix brasiliensis 5110, 1011 nucleotides long. Its product is annotated as glycosyl transferase family protein. Lineage: Eukaryota; Fungi; Ascomycota; Sordariomycetes; Ophiostomatales; Ophiostomataceae. Gene Ontology annotation, molecular function: glycosyltransferase activity. The record is from RefSeq and is a predicted model, not a curated record. Bases 1 to 1011 code for a protein of 336 amino acids. The transcript is spliced from 2 exons.